AUGGCAGACAAUAUCUACGAUGAGAUCGAGAUUGAGGACAUGACCUACGACGAGACGCUCCAGACGUACCACUACCCAUGUCCAUGCGGCGAUCGCUUCGAGAUCAACAUCGAAGACUUGCGCGACGGCGAGGAGAUUGCAGUGUGUCCCAGUUGUAGUCUUCAGAUCAGGGUUAUCUUUGACGUCGACGAUCUGCCCAAGCCUGAUGGCGACGCUGCUGCACAGCAGACUCCGGCCCAGCCCCAGCAAGUGGUUGCCGCAUCUUGA
Messenger RNA from Fulvia fulva, 267 nucleotides. RefSeq names its product Diphthamide biosynthesis protein 3. The record is from RefSeq and is a predicted model, not a curated record. Bases 1 to 267 code for a protein of 88 amino acids. Gene Ontology annotation, biological process: protein histidyl modification to diphthamide. The transcript has 2 exons. NCBI's taxonomy places the organism in Eukaryota, Fungi, Ascomycota, Dothideomycetes, Mycosphaerellales, Mycosphaerellaceae. Gene Ontology annotation, molecular function: metal ion binding.